AUGUCUCGGACGUCUCUUGACUCGAUCCGCAGCGCAGCAAAGCACAGCCCGCAUCUUGCGCUGAGAUGCGAAGGUGAGGACGGCCGAGAGUCGGGACGCAGUGGUCGAGGCGCCAGACAACAAUCCGACGGCGAAGGGUCUGGCUCGAAACAAGAGGAAAGAGGAGUUGCACGGGUAGAGAGGCAGCGAUCUAACGCGGGGCUGCAGGGAUGCACUCAAUGCCCUGCUCUAUAUAUAGAUAGCGCAGGCUGGUGGAUAGCAGGUGGGACGCCCGAAUUUUGCUGGAGCGAGACAAAAGAAGAGGGUCAACAGCGUAAACAGCACGCAGCUGGCCUACGCCAUCAGUUACUGUCCACAUGUCUCUCACACGGACCACCUCGUUCAUGCGAGCCGGCGCGGCGCAUUCCAAUCAUCACGAAUCACGAAUCAGUGGCCGUCAAUGUCUCUGUCUCUCGCGAGAAGGCCAAGGCCGACGACAUUAUUGUCAUCUGCAUCUACUCCUCGCAGGGGCAUGCUAUCGUGCCCACUGCUCAUCAGCACAACCUCCGUCUUGUGAGAACGCACUCACUCGCACUGUUGUCUCCAACCUACCACAAACGCCUUGGAUCCACCGGUUGCGCCGCACUCGCAGACAGCAACGUCACCGUUUCAUCUUAUUCCAUCGCUAUGAGAGGCAAGGUCCGGUAUGCAUGGAGCCCGGCCGGAAUACCGUCUCGUCCGUUCUGCCCACCAUCGAGAUCGACAAUAGUCCACACUUAUGACUCUGUGCCUCGUCCGCUGAUUAUUCUAGCGCGGCUGAAACAACAUUCUCCCUCCAUCGACAGCACAGCUCACGCCCUGGAAAGCUAA
This is a messenger RNA of Pseudocercospora fijiensis CIRAD86, 849 nucleotides long. RefSeq lists its product as uncharacterized. Lineage: Eukaryota; Fungi; Ascomycota; Dothideomycetes; Mycosphaerellales; Mycosphaerellaceae. The transcript is spliced from 10 exons. The record is from RefSeq and is a predicted model, not a curated record. The coding region runs from base 1 to 849 and encodes 282 amino acids.